GUGUGAAUGUACGGAAGUAAUCUUACUAAGGGGAGGCAACUCAUAAGACAUUUCGUUCCACGUGAAACAUGUCUGGGAUUGAAAAAGUCGCUCCUUUACUGUUAAGGGGAUCAAAGCAAAUGAGAUUUCCGAUACGGGUAUUUUGUGAUAAGAUUUCUUCUGAAAGUGUUACAAAAGAUGUACCUACAAAAGAUGUACCUAUAAAAGAUGUACCUACAAAAGAUGUACCUACAAAAGAUGUACCUACAAAAGAUGUACCUGCAAAAGAUUUAGCUGCAAAAGAUGUACCUGCAAAAGAUUUAGCUGCAAAAGAUUUAGCUGCAAAAGAUGUAGCUGCAAAAGAUGUAGCUACAAAAGAUGUACCUGCAAAAGAUGUACCUGUAAAAGAUGUACCUGCAAAAGAGGUACCUGCAAAAGAUGUAGCUACAAAAGAUGUACCUGUAAAAGAUGUAGCUGCAAAAGAUGUAGCUGCAAAAGAUGUACCUGUAAAAGAUGUACCUGCAAAAGAUGUACCUGCAAAAGAGGUACCUACAAAAGAUGUAGCUGCAAAAGAGGUACCUGCAAAAGGUGUACCUGCAAAAGAUGUAGCUGUAGAAGAUGUAGCUGCAAAAGGUGUAGCUACAAAAGAUGUACCUGCAAAAGAUGUAGCUUCAAAAGAUGUAGCUGCAAAAGUUGUAGCUGCAAAAGAUGUACCUGCAAAAGAUGUAGCUGCAAAAGAUGUACCUGUAAAAGAUGUAGCUGCAAAAGAUGUGGCUGCAAAAGAUGUGGCUGCAAAAGAUGUACCUGCAAAAGAUGUACCUGCAAAAGAUGUAGCUGCAAAAGAUGUACCUGCAAAAGAUGUGGCUGCAAAAGAUGUACCUGCAAAAGAUGUAGCUGCAAAAGAUGUACCUGUAAUAGAUGUAGCUGCAAAAGAUGUACCCGUAAAAGAUGUAGCUGCAAAAGGUGUACCUGCAAAAGAUGUAGCUGUAGAAGAUGUAGCUGCAAAAGAUGUACCUGCAAAAGGUGUACCUGCAAAAGAUGUAGCUUCAAAAGAUGUAGCUGCAAAAGUUGUAGCUGCAAAAGAUGUAGCUGCAAAAGAUGUACCUGCAAAAGAUGUACCUGCAAAAGAUGUACCUGUAAAAGAUGUACCUGCAAAAGAUGUGGCUGCAAAAGAUGUACCUGUAAUAGAUGUAGCUGCAAAAGAUGUACCCGUAAAAGAUGUAGCUGCAAAAGAUGUACCCGUAAAAGAUGUAGCUGCAAAAGGUGUACCUGCAAAAGAUGUAGCUGCAAAAGAUGUACCUGCAAAAGAUGUACCUGCAAAAGAUGUACCUGUAAAAGAUGUGGCUGCAAAAGAUGUACCUGCAAAAGAUGUAGCUGUAAAAGAUGUAGCUGCAAAAGGUGUACCUGCAAAAGAUGUAGCUGUAGAAAAUGUAGCUGCAAAAGAUGUAGCUGCAAAAGAUGUACCUGUAAAAGAUGUACCUGCAAAAGAUGUACCUGCAAAAGAUGUACCUGUAAAAGAUGUAGCUGCAAAAGAUGUACCUGUAAUAGAUGUACCUGUAAUAGAUGUAGCUGCAAAAGAUGUACCUGCAAAAGAUGUACCUGUAAUAGAUGUAGCUGCAAAAGAUGUACCCGUAAAAGAUGUAGCUGUAAAAGAUGUACCUGCAAAAGAUGUGGCUGCAAAAGAUGUACCUGUAAAAGAUGUACCUGCAAAAGAUGUGGCUGCAAAAGAUGUGGCUGCAAAAGAUGUACCUGCAAAAGAUGUAGCUGCAAAAGAUGUAGCUGCAAAAGAUGUAGCUGCAAAAGAUGUACCUGCAAAAGAUGUACCUGUAAUAGAUGUACCUGUAAAAGAUGUACCUGUAAAAGAUGUAGCUGCAAAAGAUUUACCUGCAAAAGAUGUGGCUGCAAAAGAUGUGGCUGCAAAAGAUGUAGCUGUAAAAGAUGUACCUGCAAAAGAUGUAGCUGCAAAAGAUGUACCUGUAAAAGAUGUACCUGCAAAAGAUGCCCCUACAAAUGAUGCACUUGACUUCCAAGUUUUGGCAGAAGAUAUCGACAAUGCUUCUUUCAAAUGUAAAGAAUAUUUUGAACAUAAUCCUAUGACGUUUUAUGAUAUUGAAUCGGGAAUGGCAAAAUACCGGGCACCACAACCAACUCCAGUUCACAAUUAAUUCAUGACAAUAUUCAAUAAUGUAAUAAUGAUUGCUAAUUCGUUGUUAUCAAUGUAUUGAUAGUCGUUUGAAAAUAAAGUUUUACACCAAAUA
Molecule: messenger RNA, 2237 nt
Organism: Octopus sinensis (East Asian common octopus)
Lineage: Eukaryota; Metazoa; Mollusca; Cephalopoda; Octopoda; Octopodidae
Product: nucleolar protein dao-5
Exons: 4
Coding region: 69-2144 (691 amino acids)
Cellular component (GO): mitochondrion
Source: RefSeq, a predicted model, not a curated record